GAACACGGCCACACUGUCCCCCUUCCCUUCGCCGGCAAAAAUGCUUCCUUUUUCCUCCUCCUCCUCGUCGUCACACGAACUCACCGCCUCCCUACUCGAUCUUAUCUAGUACCAGCGCCGGAGCGGACCAUUGACUUCGCCAUGGACGCCUUAGCUGGAGACUCUUCUGAAGCUGCUGCUGCUGCUGCUAGUGGCGGCGGUAAUGGUACUGGUGGCCUAUUCUCGUCCUCAGCCUCUGCUGUCAGUAACCAGAGAGGUCCCUUCGGAUCCGUGCUGCAGAAGCACGACAGAGGGUCCGGUGAGUCCGAAGAGUACGAUUGGAGAUCGCCCAAGGUGGCCAGGUCCGAUGCAUUGACCGCAGCACCCGCAAAGGCGGUUCCUUUCCUCCUCAGAUCCGAAACCCAUCCCCUGUUCCCUGACGGCGAGCAAAUGCUCAGCUUCUCGUCAGCAUCCAAGAGCGAGAUGGUGACUGAUGCGACCUUGGCUUACUACAACCGCCCCUCCGUGAGCUCUUCCUCCGCGCAGUGCUACCUCAGGGGAAAUGCAGGCUUGUUAUCAGCAAGUUCUAAUGGUAACUCGCAAAGCGUUUUGGCGAGGGUAAGGGGACCCUUCACUCCUUCUCAGUGGCUGGAGCUGGAACACCAGGCAUUGAUCUACAAGUACCUCCUUGCAAAUGUGCCCAUUCCAGCCACUCUGAUCGCCCCCCUACGGCGGAGUCUAGGUGCUUCUUCCUGGUUCUCUCCUCUGUCAGCUGGAUCUUUUGGCUCAGUGGGGUGGGGGUCAUUCUAUUCUGGGAAUGCUGACCCAGAGCCUGGUAGAUGCCGUCGGACCGACGGGAAGAAAUGGCGAUGCUCCAGGGAUGCAGUUGCUGACAAGAAAUACUGCGAGCGACACAUGAACAGGGGCCGCCAUCGUUCAAGAAAGCAUGUGGAAGGUCAGAGUGGCCAUGCCGCCAAAGCAACUCCCAUAGCUACCUCUUCCCAACCGACUUUUGCUCUUCCUGAUGGUGGUGCUUCGUCUGGUGCUCUCACGGCUGCGCAGCAGCUGAGUAAAAGCUUGCAGUCUAACAUCAAAGAUCCUGUGCAGUACAAUGGGAUGCAGGUGAACAAUGAAGAACAAAAUAAUUAUUCUCAGAAUCUGAAAAGCCUCUCUGUGCCAAAUCUUGUUUGCCAAAGACCUCAGAGUAACUUCUAUCCGAUCUCAAAGCCACACACGCCCUUUGAAGGAACCCCUUCCAGUGCUGAGUUGGGUGCCUUUGCCAACGAUUCAGUUUUGAAUUCCUCAUGGAGCUCGUUAUCUGAUAGUGUCAGUUUGAUUCCCUCCCCCAAGCUCAAUCACCAUGAUCAGUCCAACCCCCUUCGGCACUUCUUCGAUGACUGCCCCAAAGUCCAGUCCAACUAUCUGACCGCUACCUGGCCUGGAGUUGAAGAAACACAGACAGAUAGAACCCAACUCUCCAUCUCCAAUCCAAUAUCUUGUUCUGACUUCUCGUCCACCACCUCAUCUAACCAUGACAUACUAGCACUUUCACCACUUAAGUUGUCGAGAGAAUACGGAUACGACCAUGUCCAUAUGGGUUUAGGCAUGGGAGUUCUAACCAAUGCAUCCCAGAGGCAGAUGAAUUGGAGACCUCUCUCCUGGGAGGCUUCCAUAUCUGGACCCUUAGGAGAGGUGCUGAACAGCACCAGUAGCACACCCAAGGAUCAAAGCAAGAACUCUUUUACAUCUCUAAAUCUCUUGGCAGAUGACUGGGAUUCAAGAAGUCGAAUGGAGUUCUCGCCAACUGGUGUACUGCAGAAAACUUCAUUAGCAUCAUUAUGUAGCAGCACGGGAAGCAGUCCGAGGGCAGAGAACCGCAUGCUUCAUGAGGGUACAAGCAGCCACUGCAAUGACCUGAAUGACUCAACCCUUGUCGAUGCUCCAACAAUCCCUCCACUCUGAAAUCUGAGUCAACAGUAUGAUGAGAAUUUCAACCGAAAAAAAAGAGUGCUGACUUAGCUAAUCAAGAACAUGAAACUAUGUGAGUCUGAAUUGAUAUGCUAGUCUAUAUGUUUAUUUUGUUCCUGUACAAACUUUAGUUGCCUGGUUCACUAUAAGCACCAGUCUUCUCUGAAUCUUCAGUUGAUAAUGUUUUAUUUUCUAUAUGUUUGGGAACUGAAAGCUUCUAUCACUUUGUAUUUACUUUGUAAUGACAGUAAUUUUCGCAGUUGGCUUAAUGUUAGUUAAUUUGUUCACUCA
Molecule: messenger RNA, 2238 nt
Organism: Zingiber officinale
Lineage: Eukaryota; Viridiplantae; Streptophyta; Magnoliopsida; Zingiberales; Zingiberaceae
Product: growth-regulating factor 6-like
Exons: 4
Coding region: 142-1941 (599 amino acids)
Biological process (GO): developmental process; regulation of DNA-templated transcription; DNA-templated transcription
Cellular component (GO): nucleus
Molecular function (GO): ATP binding
Source: RefSeq, a predicted model, not a curated record